Molecule: messenger RNA, 1248 nt
Organism: Haemonchus placei
Lineage: Eukaryota; Metazoa; Nematoda; Chromadorea; Rhabditida; Trichostrongylidae
Source: the annotation of a GenBank genome assembly
AUGAACCCUACCGACAACUCCAAAAAAGUGGACACUGUCGCCUUCCUCGAUAGCGGCUCAUCACACACCUACAUCACGACAGAAAUUGCGGAAAAAUUGGAACUUCAUCACACCACACCGGAAACAAUCACGCUCCACACGUUUGGAACAUCUUCUCCAACGACACUGAAGUCUCAUCUUCACACUAUCCAAGUACAACUCAGCGAUGGAACACCAUACAUGAUUUCCGCUCAGUCCCUACCCCUCCUCACCAAAGCAUUGAAGAUACCAGCUUCUCCUCUGGACCACUUACUAAUCGACGUUUACGGUGCUGACAUCCCGACCAUGUCAACAACUCCUGGAAUCCUGAUCGGCAUGGACCACUUCUGGAAUCUCGUUCUAUCGCCAUCCUUUUAUUCCAUCACUCUGCCAAAUGGUUACUAUUUGCUCAAUACAAGACUCGGCAAGGCAAAAAAUUCAACACGAGAGCAAUCAACUCAGCAAUCCAAAGCUCCGAGGAUCAUCCACUCGAUAAAACGCAUGCCUAAUAACUUCGACCACAGCCUAGCUUGCCUACGCUCUAACUGGAAAACGUUAGCGAAGAAGCCCUCAUAUCUGGACCGAUACAACGAGAUUAUACAGGACCAACUUCGACGAGGUAUCAUUGGCGAGCCUCCGCCAACACUUGAUCAGACAUCAGGUAUGAAUUGUCGCGAAUGGACGUCUUCAAACAAGGAGGUCAACGAAACACUACAAUCCCUCGAACAAACGCCUAUCGACAAAAACACGAAACUUUUGGGACUCGCGUGGGAUGUCACUUCGGAUACAAUAUUCAUCCGACUUCCAUUCUUAGAGAAACAAUUGGAAUACCCAACCAAACGGCAAAUCCUCAAGAUCGUUGCUUCUAUAUACGACCCCCUUGGACUCAUUUCUCCAAUCACGAUCGUCGCCAAAAUAUUCUUACAAAGCUUAUGGAAAGACCAUUUACGAUGGGACGAACUCCUCCUCGAGGACCAACAAAACAAAUGGCGCAGCAUUACUUCGUCUUGGACCCAACCGUUCAUGGCAUUCCCACGUGCAAUCCUUCCUCACGAAACAACUUCAAAUGACAUACAACUUCACAUAUUCACGGACGCAUCACAACAAGCUUAUUGUGCCGUAGCAUACCUUCGCAUUGAACAUGGGCAAAAUGUCAACGUAAAAUUACUAAUGGGACGCACCCGAUUAACGCCGCUUCACAAUACAGUCACCAUUCCGCGCUUGGAACUC